AAAAUGUCAAAGUCCAAUUGUCAAAUAACAAGUGCCAAGUAACAAAAGUUGACAUCACUAAAAUUCUUUUCGUUUUGAUAUUCUAGUGCGCAGCGUGCUAUUUUGAUAAUCAAAAUGCAGAACGACGCCGGAGAAUUCGUUGACCUGUACUGUCCCAGGAAAUGCUCGGCCAGCAACCGUCUCAUCCACGCGAAGGACCACGCCUCGGUGCAGCUCGUGAUCGCCGACGUGGACCCGGCGACGGGCAGGGCGGCCGACACCUCCAAGAUGUACGUGGUCUGCGGGGCCAUCAGGCGAAUGGGGGAGUCGGACGACUGCAUCGUGAGGCUCACCAAGAAGGAUGGCAUUCUCGUUAAGAACUACUGAUGCGGAGGGAGUCAUUUAAGGAAAAAAUAAAAAAAUCUAACAAAAAAUAUGUUUUACUCGAUAUCCUAAGAACUAUUCAUAUCUCUGAAUGGCUCCGUUUGCGGGACGCGCGAUUCCGUCUGGCCCGGAUGCGUCGAUUGCCC
Molecule: messenger RNA, 509 nt
Organism: Pieris brassicae (large cabbage white)
Lineage: Eukaryota; Metazoa; Arthropoda; Insecta; Lepidoptera; Pieridae
Gene: RpS21
Product: 40S ribosomal protein S21
Exons: 4
Coding region: 115-366 (83 amino acids)
Biological process (GO): endonucleolytic cleavage in ITS1 to separate SSU-rRNA from 5.8S rRNA and LSU-rRNA from tricistronic rRNA transcript (SSU-rRNA, 5.8S rRNA, LSU-rRNA); translation; endonucleolytic cleavage to generate mature 3'-end of SSU-rRNA from (SSU-rRNA, 5.8S rRNA, LSU-rRNA)
Cellular component (GO): cytosolic small ribosomal subunit; ribosome
Molecular function (GO): structural constituent of ribosome
Source: RefSeq, a predicted model, not a curated record